Molecule: messenger RNA, 234 nt
Organism: Knipowitschia caucasica
Lineage: Eukaryota; Metazoa; Chordata; Actinopteri; Gobiiformes; Gobiidae
Source: the annotation of a GenBank genome assembly
AUGGGAAAUAAUGGAAGCCAGGCAAACUCCACGGCUGUUGGAGUUGUAGUGGGUUUUGGUAUUCUCAUUGUUCUUUUCGCCAUCGCCUUUGCCCAGUUCUGCUGCAAACAUAAAUUCAAAAACUGUAAAAAUUGCUGCAAGAAAAAGAAGCCACCGCUAAAGGAGAGAGUGCUCACCAAAGUUGGCCUACAGAAGUCUCCGCCUCCCUUCUCGAUCACCAAUUACAUUAAAUAG